CCUUAUGUUGUCCUCCUCACUGUCUGUCUACUCUUUACCUCUCCACCACGAACAAAGCAGAGACAUAAGCAUGGAGCUUCCAUCUAUGGAGCUGUACUAUCCACGUCAUCAUCCUCGUCUUCUUCAUCAGGAGCCAAUACCCAAAACCCAUGAUCGUGUACGGAUAGUCCCGGGUACUGUGACCCUGCAAAGAUGUUGUACUCAGCGAAUUCGAAGACUGGGUUUCUUGAAAACUCGGUCGUUUCUGCUGGAACAGACAGGAGGGAAGAUGGUGGUUGAGCUGGUGGGGGCAUUCAACGAGCUCACAGAGAGGAUGGGGAUGCUUUCCAGCAGUGGGUCCCAGUUACUCUUCAAGGCUCUCAAGCUCUCCAUUCCUCUGCUCCACGCUUUGCCUCUAACCCCAGAUGGUCGUUCCUCGCUCUCCAGGGCCUUGUCUAUUUCUCUCCUUCUCGCAGACCUUCAGAUGGAUGCUGAAGUUAUCUCGGCUGGGAUACUCAGACCAGUUCUGGAGGCUGGUGCAGUUUCAAUUCUUGAUGUUAGAAACCAGAUUGGUACUGGCACUGCCCAUUUAUUGCACGAAAGCUUGCGGGUCAUGAAGGUCCCUUCUAAAGUUGAUGUCUUGGAUGAUGGCAGUGCUGCUGCGCUGAGAAAGUUCUGCUUGACGUACUACGAUAUGAGGGCUGUGAUUUUAGACUUGGUUCUCAGGCUUGACAUGAUGAGACAUCUUGGUUACCUCCCAAGGUAUCAGCAACAAUCGAUUUCUCUAGAGGUUAUGAAGAUUCACGCACCUUUAGCUCAUGCUGUUGGGACCAACUGGCUGUCACUGGAGCUGGAGGAUCUCUCGUUUCAGUACUUGUUUCCCCAUUCCUACCUUUAUGUUGAUACAUGGUUGAAAAGUCAUGAGAGUGGAAGUAAGCCUCUGGUUGAUGUAUACAAGGAACAGCUCUUGCAGUCGUUGAGAGUUGAUCCUUUGUUGGCAGGCAUGGUUGUUGAUGUUUCAGUUGAUGGUCGGUAUAAGAGUCGGUUUAGCACCAUGAAGAAGCUGUUGAAAGAUGGUAGGAAGCCAGAGCAAGUGCAUGAUGUGUUAGGAUUGAGAGUCAUAUUGGAGCCUAGGAGUGGCGAAGAUAUGGCAGAAGUAGGGGAAAGCGCUUGUUACAGGACGCGUGAAGUUGUUCAAUCUUUGUGGAAGGAAAUGCCUCGUAGGACAAAAGAUUACAUUGCCAGGCCUAAGGCAAAUGGGUACAGGAGUUUACAUAUGGCUGUUGAUGUUAGUGACUGUGGCAAGAGUAGACCAUUGAUGGAAAUACAAAUAAGGACUAAGGAGAUGGACAUGUUGGCAGAUGCUGGAACGGCAUCCCACUCAUUGUACAAGAGUGGUCUUACAGACCCAGAAGAGGCAAAGCGACUCAAGGCCAUAAUGAUGGCUGCAGCUGAAUUUGCGGCGUUGCGUCUUCAAGAUAUUCCGUCCACGAAUCAUGAAGGUAUUGAGACGGAGCAGAGUCAGAGCGAUCGAGUAUUCCGCCUUCUUGACAAGAAUGGAGAUGGUAGGAUCAAUAUUGAGGAACUUAUGGAGGUGAUGGAAGAGCUUGGUGCCCCAGGGGAAGAUGCACGUGAGAUGAUGCAGCUCCUUGAUGCAAAUAGUGAUGGUUCACUUAGCUCAGAUGAAUUUGAUUUGUUUCAGAGACAGGUUGAAUUUAUGCGCAAUUUCGAGGACGAAGAUGAGCCGUACAAGACCGUAUUGAAUGAGAAACUUCAAAUUGCCGACAGUAGCAGCUUGAUCCAGGUGUCUGGUGAAGAUCUUAGCAGCAGGCUUGGAAACUAGAUCUGCUUGCAUCUGGUUGAAGAGAUAUCUGUAGUUACUCUCAUUCACCAUGUAAAUAGAAAUAUUUGAACUGUAUAUAUACCAAAUUUCUCUUGUAAUGGUGUAAGAUAUUAUUGUUCAGGGGUCCAAUGUUGUAGAACCUGUUGGUUCCUAAAGAAAGAAUAGCCAGAUGCCUACAAAGUAUAGUAUCCUAGGUGUGAUGUAUAUGUAAUUAGCUAUCCAACAUGGCAUUCUCUCCCGUGAUUUUAAUAAAGAAUGUAUAGCAUCCUUACAAGCUAUUGUCUUUGUGUUUCAGUAGAGAAAUUGAUUAGAUGGUCCGUUAGUGAGUGAUGGAGUCAAAUGUGGUGGUUGUGAAACUAGUCGAAAGUGGUGGAAAUAGCAGCAAUCUUCAUGUUUACGUUUUCGGAAAUUUUGAAUUUCUGUUGAUGCUUUUCUCCAGGCCCUACUAUUAUUAGCAGAGCCACCCGAAAAUGAGUGAAAACUCUGGUCAAGCUGCUCAAGAGGUCUCCUCCGUGGAGAUGGAGUUUGACGACCUAUGUAGCGAGCAAGAUGUGCAAGAAGCAAUCAAAAAACUAGCUGAUCGGCUGAACAAGUUCCAGGUUGAAUUUAUGCGCAAUUUUAAGCACAGAGAUGAGCAGUACAAGACCGUGUUGACCGAGAAACUUCAACGUGCAGACAACAGAAGCUUGAUACAUGGUGGAGAUCUUGACAGCAGCCUUGCAAAUUAGAUUUGCUUGCAUCUGGUUGAAGGGUUAUUCGUAGUUACUCUCAUUCACCAUGUAAAUAGAUCAAUUCCACUGUAUAUGCUAAAAUACUUAUGUAGGCUAUCAUUGUCAAGAGGUCCUACUGUUUUAGAA
Molecule: messenger RNA, 2679 nt
Organism: Prunus avium (sweet cherry)
Lineage: Eukaryota; Viridiplantae; Streptophyta; Magnoliopsida; Rosales; Rosaceae
Gene: CRSH
Product: Ca2+-activated RelA/spot-like protein
Biological process (GO): guanosine tetraphosphate metabolic process
Molecular function (GO): calcium ion binding
Source: RefSeq, a predicted model, not a curated record